Monodelphis domestica (gray short-tailed opossum) is the source of this 1569-nucleotide messenger RNA. RefSeq lists its product as uncharacterized. Gene Ontology annotation, molecular function: DNA-binding transcription factor activity, RNA polymerase II-specific; RNA polymerase II transcription regulatory region sequence-specific DNA binding. Gene Ontology annotation, cellular component: nucleus. Gene Ontology annotation, biological process: regulation of transcription by RNA polymerase II. The record is from RefSeq and is a predicted model, not a curated record. NCBI's taxonomy places the organism in Eukaryota, Metazoa, Chordata, Mammalia, Didelphimorphia, Didelphidae.
AAGUAGAAAUUGAUGAAAACAAAUUCUGUGGAGAAAUCAGAGAAACCAGGAGUCACAUUUGGGGCAUUUCAUCUUUACUCAUUUCAGAAAAGUACCAACAUGUAUACUGGAGAGAAAUUCUACAAGUGCCCCCAAUGUAGGAAAGCUUUUAAUAAAAGCUCAAAACUCAUUUUACAUCAGAGAAUUCAUGUUGGAGAAAACCCUUGUGAAUGCAAUGACUGUGGGAAAGGUUUCCAUCAUAGGUCAAAACUUAAGAUACAUCGGAGGGCACAUACUAGAAAAAAUCCUUAUCAAUGCAAUGACUGUGGGAAAAUGUUUAUUAAUGACUCAAAACUUAUUUUACAUCAGAGUAUUCAUACUGGUGAGAAGCCUUUUAAAUGUAAUGAUUGUGGGAAAGUCUUCAGUCAUAGGUCAAAACUUAUUAUACACCAGAGAAUUCAUACUGGUGAGAAGCCUUUUAAAUGUCAUGAUUGUGGGAAUGCCUUUAAUCAGAGUUCCACCCUCCUUCAACACCAGAGAAUUCAUACUGGUGAGAAGCCAUUUAAAUGUGAUGAUUGUGGGAAGGCCUUUAAUCAGAAUUCCCACCUCCUUCAGCACCAGAGAAUUCAUACUGGUGAGAAGCCAUUUCAAUGUAAUGAUUGUGGGAAGGCCUUUAAUAGGAGUUCCCACCUCUUUCAACACCAGAGAAUUCAUACUGGUGAGAAGCCAUUUAAAUGUGAUGAUUGUGGGAAGGCCUUUAAUUGGAUUUCCAGCCUCCGUAAACACCAGAGAAUUCAUACUGGUCAGAAGCCAUUUCAAUGUAAUGAUUGUGGGAAGACUUUUAAUCAGAAUUUCAACCUCUCUGUUCACCAAAGGAUUCAUACUAGUGAGAGGCCAUUUCAAUGUAAUGAUUGUGGGAAGGCCUUUAUUCGGAGUUCCACUCUCCUUCAACACCAGAGAAUUCAUACUGGUGAGAAGCCAUUUCAAUGUCAUGAUUGUGGGAAGGCCUUUAAUCAGAGUUCCCACCUCUUUCAACACCAGAGAAUUCAUACUGGUGAGAAGCCAUUUAAAUGCGAUGAUUGUGGGAAGGCCUUUAAUCAGAAUUCCAACCUCCGUAAACAUCAGAGAAUUCAUACUGGUGAGAAGCCAUUUAAAUGUAGUGAUUGUGGGAUGGCCUUUAAUGAGAGUUCCAAUCUCCUUAAACACCAGAGAAUUCAUACUGGUGAGAAGCCAUUUAAAUGUCAUGAUUGUGGGAAGGCCUUUAAUCAGAGUUCCAACCUCCUUAAACAUCAGAGAAUUCAUACUGGUGAGAAGCCUUUUAAAUGUAAUGAUUGUGGGAAGGCCUUUAAUCAGAGUUCAAAUUUAAUUGUCCAUCAGAGAAUUCAUACUGGAAAGCUUAUUAAAAAAUCAUGAAUGUGGUAAAGAUUUCAGUAAGAGAACAAACUUCCUGGUACAUCAGAGAAUUCACACUGGUGAGGAACCUAAUAAAUGUGAAGGGUGUGAGAAAGUCCUCAGUUUUCAGUCAUAAUUUCUUGACCAUCAGAGGGCCCAUAUUGGUGAGAAACUUUAGUAAUAUGAUGAAUAUGCCAA